AUGUCACACGCCCAGGUGGAGAUCCCCGGAUGCGGCUUCCCGGGCCUGCAGCCGCACGGCUUGGGCGCGCGCCGCAACUCGUACGGCCUACACCAGAUCAGUGUUGACGUCGACUCGCCUCUCUUCAGCGGCGCCCUCUCCAAAGCGCUCUCCUGGUCGGCUGAAAACAUACUCAGCCUGCCCGAGUCCAGAGCCGAAGAGGAGGAGGACGAAGAAAAACCCCGGGAUGACACUCCCUCGGGCAGCCCGCUGCCGGAUGUCGCCGGCUCCCCUUGCGAGUCGGACGGCGAACCGACGCAGGGUAGAGGACAACGUUUACCGCCCCGUGUGAACUUUGACACACGAUGGGAGGAGGAGAAGGAGGAUGUGGAGACUAAAGCGGUGGCGACGUCGCCUGACGGACGCUACCUUAAGUUCAACAUCGAGAUCGGGAGAGGUUCCUUCAAAACUGUCUACAAAGGCCUCGACACGGAGACCACAGUGGAGGUGGCCUGGUGUGAGCUUCAGACUCGAAAGCUAACCAAGGCGGAACGUCAACGCUUCAGUGAGGAAGUAGAGAUGCUAAAGUGCCUCCAGCACCCCAACAUUGUGCGCUUCCACGACUCGUGGAAGUCGACGGUGAAAGGACACAAGUGCAUCAUCCUGGUGACGGAGCUAAUGACAUCUGGCACGCUGAAGACUUAUCUGAAAAGAUUCAAGGAGAUGAAGCUAAAGCUGUUGCAACGCUGGAGCCGUCAGAUCUUGAAGGGGCUUCACUUCCUGCACACACGCACACCACCCAUCAUCCACCGAGAUCUCAAGUGCGACAACAUCUUCAUCACCGGGCCCACUGGCUCUGUCAAGAUUGGUGACCUUGGACUCGCCACGCUCAAGAGGGCCUCCUUUGCAAAAAGUGUCAUUGGAACACCAGAGUUUAUGGCUCCUGAAAUGUAUGAGGAAAAGUACGACGAGGCGGUUGACGUCUACGCCUUCGGAAUGUGCAUCCUUGAGAUGGCUACCUCAGAGUAUCCCUACUCAGAAUGUCAAAACGCUGCACAGAUCUAUCGCAAAGUCACUAGUGGCAUCAAACCAGACAGCUUCUACAACGUGAAAGUGCCGGAGCUCAAAGAGAUCAUCGAAGGCUGCAUUCGCAUGAACAAUGACGAAAGGUACACCAUCCAGGACCUGCUGGAGCACCCCUUCUUCCAGGAGAACCACGGCGUGCACGUGGAGCUAGCCGAGGAGGACGACACGCUCAAAUCGGGCCUGAAGCUGUGGCUGCGCAUGGACCACACGAAGAAGCUCCAUGGAAAAUACAAGGACAACAACGCUAUCGAGUUCCUCUUCGAGCUUUAUAAGGACGUACCCGAGGAGGUCGCGCAGGAAAUGGUCGUGCUGGGCUUCGUGUGUGAGGCCGACUUCAAGCUGGUGGCCAAGGCCAUCCGGGACCGGGUGACGGCCAUCAAACGCCAGCGGGAGAAACUCAAGCGGCAGUCGGAGGAGCAACGGCCACGUUCCUCCUCCCCGCAAGUUAGCGAGGUCAUGGCCGCGGAGUCCCCCGCGCCACCGCCACCCGUGCCGUCCCCCGUCACCAGCUCGGCCGACUCCGGCGUAGGCUCCGGCUGCCCCGCAGAACCGGAGGAGCCCGAGGCCGACCAGCACUUUCACAUCCGUCACAACAGCCUCUCCUCGGCUAAUUCUGACUGCGAGACGGACGGCGACCUAAGCUCUUCGGGUCUCCAGGACCCCCUAGAAGCCACGCCACCCACCUCAUAUGCUAACUCCCCGACCACUAAUGGCCUUCCUAUCCCCGCCCUUCGCUUCCCCUCGAGCAUUGCUGUAUCCAACAACACUGAGUCUGUAAAUCCAGGAUCUCCGAAUGGCUUCCACUCUCCAGGGGACAGCUACGCCUCCGAUGUGACUUCUGGCCUGAGCGACGGCUACGAGGGCGUGUCAGAGAAGAGCGAGAAAACGGUCGCCAGGCGAACCACCGCCAAGCUUUUCAGGAGACGUGUACGCUCAAGGCUUCGCAUCACCGGGUUGUCCGACAAGGUGGACCGAGUGGUGGAAUGUCAGCUCCAGACGCACAACGACAAGAUGGUGACGUUCAAGUUUGACCUGGAUGGUGACAACCCGGAUGACAUCGCCGCCGUCAUGGUGCACAACGAGUUCAUCUUGCCGUCGGAGAAGGAAGGCUUCAUCUACCGCAUGGGCGACAUCAUCAAGCGGGCAGAGGCGCUCAUGGCCAAAGAGCAGCCAGUGCACCCCAGCGGGCAGCGCCCCCCGCAACCUGCCUUCCAAAGUGCAGCUAACCCGCUGUCUUCCUCGCAGCCGGAUCUGCACAGUCAGAGCCUCCCACGAACUCACUUCUCUUCCUCCCUACCCGACUUUGCUGUGGCCAACUCGGGUGAAGAGCCACGUGGAUCGCCCCCGUGCGACAAUGGCGUCGUCUUCGCCCCAGACACAACGUUACCUGGGCGACCGCUUGUCCGUUCACAGUCAUUCCAUAAUGCACCUGGUUCUCCUCUUGCUUAUCACCACACCGCGUCUCUUCUGCCCCACUACCACGUGCCUUACAUGGGCAACUUCCCGUUCCAUUACGCCACACGGCCAGUUUCUCCCAAACUUGGAGCUGCGUCAGUGGGUGGCCUCCAUCCCCCGCUCACCCGCGUGUCCAGUAGCCCCACCUUUGGCUCUGUUCCUUCCCCAGUGCCGCCGGGCUCCCCAAACCUCCUUAAAGACAGCGAGAGCCCACCCGGGCCGCCGCCCACACCCCAGCACCCUGGCAUGUGGCCCCCGCACAGUCAACCCCUGUUCUCUCUGGCGAAUGUCAUCUCCAUGGCCAUGAGCAUGGCGCAGUCAUUCAUCCCGCCCACCCAACAGGGGAUGCCCUCCUACGGGGGCUUCCACCCACAUACAGCGUACCCGUACCCCCCACAAUAUCAGACCCCCACUCUGGAGGUGCCAUACCCAGCAAAUGUUUGUCCCAGCUCUGGAACAACUCCUCCGACGGAGGGAUUCCCUCAAGGUUGGCAGGACACCUCCCCAGCUAGCCCACCACAAACUCCACUGCAGCAGACCGGAGCCUCCGCAUCGCCGAGUCUCCCAUUGGAGGAUCUUGAACCCUUCCCGGGCAAGAUUCCGGUCUUAUCUAAAGUGUCCUGUUCCACUUCGUCGUCAGAUUUGUCACCAUCAUCAACAGACAGUCCAGAGAGUACUUUAUCUUCCAUCAGUACUCUGUCUGAACUGAACGCCGGAAGCCCGUCAAACCAAAAAGUGACGCCUUCGACCCCCCCAGGAUGUCUGUCCACUCCGGUGACGGUGGGGCGUUUCCAGGUGUCGCCCAGCCCCGAAGUGGGUGUGGCUCCUCUGCCACAAGUGGGUGCGAGUAGUACCCAAGAGGUGCAGGGCGAGUCAGAGAUUAUCCUGGGGACUUCCGUCACAUUGAGGGAGGAGGAAGAAGAGGAGGAGGUGGCAGAGGAGCGACCGAGGGCGAGGAGACGAGGGCGUCGGCGGGCGCACAGCCUCAGUUUAAUGGGCACGUCCGCGGACAGCGGGUUAUCAGUGACUGUGCCAGAGGCGGAAGGCCGGCUGUGGGAAGGCGCCGCCGGAAGCCCGCAGUACGGCAACGCCCUUCACCACUUGUGGACCAUGACCUACAGCCACAGUGCGUCCUACAUGAGUAGCGACGACUCGGACAGCGACGAUGACGACGACAUGCUGGACGAGCUCCAGGAACUCCGAGAGAAGCAUCUGUUGGAGGUUCAGGAGCUGCAGGCGGCACAGAAGCAAGAGAUCGAGGAUCUUUACGGCAAGAUGGGCAAGGUCCCGCCGCCUGGCAUCGUCUCACCGGCCGCCAUGUUGUCCAACCGCCAACGCCGCCUGUCCAAAGGUGCGGGGGUCCCGCCGUCGCGCCGCAACAGCCUCCAGCGUUUGGACUUACUACCCAUCCAAGGUAUUAUUAGAAGAAACUCUCUUGGCGGAAGCAGCAGUAGCUCCCAGGACAAGCCCAGCAAAGGCGUCACCUUCGCCUCAGACAUCAGUAGAAUGCCAUCUUGA
This is a messenger RNA of Nerophis lumbriciformis (worm pipefish), 4038 nucleotides long. NCBI's taxonomy places the organism in Eukaryota, Metazoa, Chordata, Actinopteri, Syngnathiformes, Syngnathidae. The record is from RefSeq and is a predicted model, not a curated record.